Molecule: messenger RNA, 8265 nt
Organism: Thunnus maccoyii (southern bluefin tuna)
Lineage: Eukaryota; Metazoa; Chordata; Actinopteri; Scombriformes; Scombridae
Gene: rsf1a
Product: remodeling and spacing factor 1a
Exons: 19
Coding region: 257-4651 (1464 amino acids)
Biological process (GO): regulation of DNA-templated transcription
Cellular component (GO): RSF complex
Source: RefSeq, a predicted model, not a curated record
CAAGUCACUGUACAAAGAGCAAUAAAAUACUAAAUGCAAUUCAUCCUGGACAGCACCAGGAUCACACAUGUGUAUUUUCUGCUCAUGUUUACUCCCCAGCGGAUUUAUUUUGAGAUGUGUAAGCGGAAGGUUGUCGCUCUCCUUCGCUGUAACUUGACGCCGGCGGCCGCUUCACUGCCUCCAUUCAUUUCACCCGCACACAGUCGCAUCCUCGCAGCGGCGGGCCCUCCCCUCCUGUUUCUCUCCGCCUGGAAAGAUGGCUGCUCCGGCGGUGGUGAGGAGCUCCGGCCCGGCGCUGUGCCCGAGCUUCGCGGUGGUCUGCUCGUUCCUGGAGCGGUACGGAGCGGCGCUGGACCUACCCGAGAUGACUUUCCCGCAGAUGGAGAGGUAUCUGCGGGACAAAACGGCAGUUCCUAAACCUCUGGUGGAGCUCCAUGUGAAGCUGCUCAGAAAACUGGGGAGGUCUGUUUCAACUGACCGCUGGGAAAAAUACCUGGCCAAGGUUUGCCAGGAGUUGAACAACACCUGGGCAUGGGAGCUGGAGCAGAAGGGCUACCAGGAGAUGUCCAUGGAGUGCAAGUCAAGCAUCCUCAAAUAUCUCUGCGAGUGUCAGUUCGACGACAACCUGAAGUUCAAGAUGGCGAUUAACGAGGAGGACCCAGAGAAGAUGCGUCUGCAGCCUGUAGGUCGGGACCGGCAGGGCCUGAUGUACUGGCUGCAGCUGGACCAGGAGCAGAACAUCAGGCUGUACACCGAGGAGCAGGACGAUCUGGAUGGAUCCACCUGGAACUGCAUCGUCAGGACUCGUAACGACCUGGCUGAGGCUCUGGAGCUGCUGAAGGCCCAGGUUGAGCCAAACCAGAACCGGGACCAGAACCAGGCUGGAUCCAGGAGUGCCAGCCCCACAGGGAGAGAUGCAGGGGACGAGGUCACUGGAAACACCAACCCUGAACCCUCCAAGACCUCCGAGGAACACACUGAUGGCAAGAAGGUCGACCCUGUGAAGGAAGAGAAACCCCUCAGACAAGCGGUAAAACAGGAGCAGCCACAGACUCUCAAGCAGGAAAACACUGAUGCUGAGGUGAAAGAAGAGAAGACGGACCACAGACCGCCGCCUGUCUUCGAUAACCGCGUGAGCACCAUCACCACCGUCAUCAAAUCAGAAUCCAGGGACGCCGACGCCCCCAAAAACGCCGUGUCUGUCGUCAUGGCGCCGGGCGCUGCUGUGCCAAAACAGGAGACUAACAAGGAAGAGGAAGCAGAGCGGGCGGUCGUCAGGAGCAACCAGCAGGCCAAGAUACCGCUGAAGAAGAGGGAGCUGAAGCUGGCUGAGAGCUACCACAGCAACCACCUUAACAACAGUAACAGCAGCAGUAUUAUUGUGUGUAACCCUUCAGUGAUCCAGACUAAAGACAGUCAGGGGAGAGAGGGGAUGCUGCCUCACUCGUUAGCGCCGCCCGGUGGCCCGACAUCCUCACAACAGCAGCAGCAACUAGCAGUCACUACAUUGAGGCAGGAGCUGACCAACGGGAGGUCGUCUCUCCUCCUGCCGCACAAAGAGGGACAGAACGGAGUCAUAGGGGUCAUAGGUCAAGUCGGCGUCGUAGGUCACGUGGGGGUCAUCCGCAGCCCGUCCGAGCGUCACAGAAUGCCCAACGCUGAGCAACAGGAGCAAAACGGGCCAAGUUUAGAGCACCACGGCUCCAGAGCUGUGGAGGAAGAGCGGGAGGUGAGCCGGCAGUCGGUGCUGGUGAGGAAGGGACCCGUUGAAGGAGAGACAGCAGCGGCGUCCGUUACCGUGUCCUCACUGACUCAGUCCACAGAGGAACCCAAGAGACAGACGACAGAGGACCAGGUUAAAAAAAUGACCAAGGAGCAGUCAGACAAGGGGACAAAAACUGGGCUCAGCAGUCCUCAACGAAAGGAUGAAGACCAGGACAGGAAGGAGGAGGGGAGAGGAGGCGUGUCCGGGUGCCCUGCGGCAGAAGAAGGAAGUAAGGACGAGCAUGAAAAGAAUAAAAGCACUUUAGGAAAGGUGGAGGCAGAGCCAGCGAGCACUGUCCCACCUCUAAAAGAAGUCCAGCAGGAUCAAGAGGACCACCAUAGAGAGGGGAUCAACGGUGGGCUGGUAGCCCAGGUUAGGCUGAAGGACUCUGGGCUUGAGUCAGAGGAGAGGCAGGGUCCCCUGGAGGAAGCCUCCUCUGAGCUCCAGAAAGAAGGAAUCAGGUUGAAGAUCAAGAUCCCUCCCCAUCGAAGGAACAAGCUGAGGGGAAAAGGAGGGAAAGAGGAGGAGAAAGCGAGGGAGCAGGUGCAGGAGGAAGGGAGGUCGCUGAGGAGAUCUGCGAGGAUUUGCAGAUCAUCUGCUUUGCCAACCUGCAGGCCGAGCUCGAAGGUGGCCGAGAGCCAGAGAAAGAAACCACAAAGAAAGCAGGCGCUGCCCACCAGGACGAGGGGAGGAGAAGAAGAAGGAGAGGGGGAGGAGGACGAAGAGGAAGAGGACGAAGAGGAGCAGAGCUUAGCUACAAAAAAAGACAGAAAAGCAGAACCUGUCGGGCAACUCAGGAAACGAAGGGGUAAACGGAGGCAUCGACGCCCCCGAUGGUCCAACAUUCGUUCGAAGAGACGCAAACUGAACGAGGGAGGGGAGGUGGAGCACAGAGGGAGGGAACGAGGAGAGGAGGAGAGCGAGGGAGGGAGCGACUCCGAAGAAUCAUGUAAAUCAGAGGAGAUUCCCAAUGAGGAUGCCUGCAGUCACUGUGGCCUGCCCAACCACCCCGAACUGAUCCUGCUGUGUGACUCUUGCGACAGUGGAUACCACACCGCCUGUCUGCGGCCGCCGCUCAUGUUGAUCCCAGAUGGAGAGUGGUUCUGUCCUCCCUGCCAACAUAAGCUGCUGUGUGAGAAACUGGAGGAGCAGCUGCAGAAUCUGGACAGCGCUCUGAAGAAGAAAGAGCGAGCAGAGAGGAGGAGGGAGCGGCUGGUGUACGUGGGAAUCAGUGUGGAGAACAUCAUUCCUGAGGGAGAUGAGGAGGAAGAGGAGAAGUCGGCAAAGAAGAAAGAUUCCAAAAAGAGUAAAAAUCUUGGGAGGAGAUCGACCAGAACCAGGAAGCACAUCAGCUACAGGUUUGAUGACUUUGAUGAUGCCAUUGAUGAGGCUAUAGAGGAAGACAUCGGGGACCUCUGUGCUGGAGCAGGGCGGGGCAAAGACAUCACCUCCAUCCUGUCAGAGGACGGGAAGGAGAGCCAGCGGCCGGUCAGAGGUCAGGCUCGUUCCGCCAGAAACAGGAAGAAGCGGAGACUGAACGACCUGGAGAGCGACAGCACGGCGGCGGAGAGCGAAGACGAGUUCAUGAUCAGCAACAGCUCAGAGGACGAGGAUUUCGGUGCGUCAGGGCCAGAUGAUGAAGAGGAGGAAGAAGAAGACGUGGGCAGCGACGUGGGCAGUUUGGACAGCGGGGCCCGCCCCCGACGGGCGUCGAGAGGGGUACCGAAACGCCCCCCAGGCAGGACCCAACGCCGGGGCAGAAAACGGCUGAGAAGACGGCGGAGACGCUCCUCUGAGGAAGAGGAGGACGACAGUGAUGAAGAGAUGGACUCGGAUCAGUUCAGCGACAUGACCGACAGCAACACUGACAAAAAGAGGGGGGGCCUGAGGCGGGGCCAACGCCAGCAGGUCAACUACCGCGAGACGUCCGAUUCGUCAGACAACUCACGAGCCUCGACCAAAAGAGACAAGGUCAAACCCCGCGGCAGACCACGCAAGGAGCAUCUCUCCAGUGACUACAGCGAUGUGUCGCCGUCUUCCAGAGACUCGGAGGAGGAGGACGAUUACGAAGACGAAGAGGAAGACGGCCGGAGAAGGAGAGUAAACAGGAGGAGAAGAGAGGAGGAGGAAGACUUCCGCAGGAGCAGGACGAGAGCGAAGCGGAGGCGAUACGAAGGCGAGGACGACGAGGAGGACGACAGAGAGAGAGGGAGGCGGCUUAAAAGGAAACUCUUGGAGAAGGAGGACAAAGAAAAGCGGAGGAGAUUAAAGAGGACAGACAGAGAAGAGGAAGACCUGGAGAAGAUGGGCAGGGGGAAGAGGAGAGAGAUACUGUCAGAGCAGCGCCGCAAACGGCUGGCUCAGAUGCUGAAGAAACGGAGGCCUUCGACGGACGAGGAGGACGAAGAAGAAGAGUCCGAGGAAUCGGAGUCGUCAUCAGAAGAGGAUCGUCCAGUCCGCAAAAGACUCAACCGCAUCGACUCCGAUGAGGAAGACGACGACGACGAUGAGGAGGAGGAGGAGGAGGAGGAGGAGGAUGAGGAGGGAGGGCAGAAGAUGACGACCAAAAAGUCUUCAGCGGUAGAGAGGAGUUGUCGCGUUGCCGGGGCCGACAACAAAGACGGCGGCGACGCUCAGGUCAAGGGGAGGGGCCGUAGCCCUUCUCCGUCAAACGGACAUCGGACCUCCAGAGGCCUGGCGAAGCCUGGGGCUGGAAGUCCCGCUGUGCCCAGGGACAAUGCAGGAUCAGGCAGGCAGGACAGGCACAACGGCCCCUUACAUCCAGAGGAGGAGGAGGAAGAAGAGGAGGAGGAGGAGGAGGAGGAGGAGGAGGAAGAGGGCCAGAAAGACUCACUAAACUCUGUCCAGAACAGUCCGCAGUCAUGAUGGCUGUUUGUGUGAAUAAUGCUCACUUCUUUGUUUCAGUUUUUUCUUUUAACUGUCAGGCUUUUCACCCACAAACCACCUCUGAAGCUGGAUAUCUCCCCUCCCUCCACCUUCUUACUCUCUUGUCUUGCUCUCUUCCUCCUCGCUGUUGUAUCGUGGUCGAGUGCUCUCUCUCUCCACCAUCACAUACUGUACGUCACAACAGAAACUCACCCAUUUACACUCAUCAUCAUCAUCAUCAUCAUCAUCACCACCACCACCGCCACCCCCCCUGGCAGAACUAUCAGCCAACCAGCCGGACCAAAAGCCUCCUCACGCCAGGACCGGCUGCACUUCACGUUUCAGCGGACGCGCUCACACAGCCGGAGGUUAUCGUGACCAUUUCCCCCUAAACUCCCCUGAGUUACGGACGUCUUCUUUCCGGUGGGGUCCGCUCGGGCCUGAUCUGAUUGGACACAGCAGUCUGUUUGUAGUGUACCUCAUCCUAAAGCACUUGGUCAUUCUCAUAACACUUAAAUAACCCGCCACCAAGGAGAGCGCCAGUGUCAAACCGAACACUUUGGAUCAGGUGAACCCGAUUUUAAUCCUCACAACAAAAAACUUGUUACUGGUUUAUCUGGCCAUGCAUGCAGGUACUUCUGGUUUUAUUGGUCCAGGUUUAGAGAUCUUUGCCUCCCAACACAAUGGAAGUGAAUGGAAGUGUAGUUUGUGGUUAAUUUAGGGUUGUUUCAUUGUUGUUGUUGUGCUGUACUGAAAAAAUAAAUUCAACAGCAACGUCUUUCCAGAAACUAUGUUUUUGUUACUCUGAGUAAUCCACAUGACACACUGGGCCUCAUGCAAGAAGCUCUCAACAGAUUCCUUCUUAAGAGGCACGUAGGAGAGAUUUGAAGAAGAUUCGUGGCAUUCGUCAAUGAACAAGUCGCGAACAGACAGUCUGACUUUCUUCACAUGAAUUUAAAGUUUAAAUAUGAUACUGAAAUCAACUAGAAUGAAAUAUACAACUAAAACAAACAUGGCUGCCAGAUGUGCUGAUGUUUCUGUCAGCGGUAGUAAACAGCUGCAGCUCUCUGACAGUGUAACAUCACCUACUGUAGGCUAACAUCUCUCUGAUUAUCACAUGACGCCUCUCGUAUCAGUCACGGAGCGCUUUGCUUUAGAAAGACGUUUUUAGCAUCUUACUUCUUUAUUUCUGUCACAUGGAUUCUUGUUUUCUAAUAGUUUCAGCUCCUCUAAUACGACGACUGACGCUGAUAAAUGUCAGUUUUGUUAAUAUAAUCACAACAGAAGUUAUCUCAGGGCACUUUCCACAUAGAGCAGGUCUAGACCGAACUCUUUAAAUUUACAGAGACACAACAUUCCUCCAUUAGCAGCGUUCGGCGACGGCGGCAAGAAAAACUCACCUUUAACGGGAAGAAACCUUGAGCAGAACCAGGACUCUAGGUAGACACCAUCUGUUGGGUUGAGAGAGAGACACAGAGAAGCACAGCAACAACAAUAACAACAAUAGAAAUAUGACUAAUAAUAAUAAUAGUGGUAGCAGUUGGCGUGAAGCUGGACUAAACGGGACAGCAGGGAGUCUUUUUGUGAAUGAAUCUCGUCCACAAACGGAGCAGAACAGGUCGGCUUAGACGGAUGUUUUAGGGGGCGUCGAUGAUGCUGAUGAUGACGUCAGCAAUGCUCAGCUCCUCACGAACGGGUGACGUUCAUCAGGCCGAAACCGCAGAUUUAUGACGAGUUUGAGACUUUAAGAGAGGAAGAAGAAGAGAAGAGAGAUUCAGGAGAAUAUGUGCUUGCAUGAGGCCCAGUGUUGCCAGUUUUGAGAAGAAUGAAGUAAAUAUUAUCCUGUAAACUUUAAGAUCUGUUGAGUUUUUAAAGGCCAGUUUCAGUGUUUUUAGCACCACAAGCUAAAUAACAGAUUUACUGUGUUGUGUUGGUGGCAGAAAUCUCAAAACCUGGAAAAAUAAAACCAAAUACUGUCUGUUUGGUUUUCAAUCAACACUUUAAGCAACAUGUUUAUCAUAAAUGAUCAUCAUGACCCAAAUAAGCAGAUGAUGUUAAGUUAUUUACAUGCAAAGUCAAUAAUUUACCAUGUUUAUGGUGAAUAUUAGAGCUGAAAACAUUAGUCAGCAGGUAGAAAACAAUUAUUCUGAUCAUCAUCCAUCGUUUCUGUCGUUCUUUUAAAGGUAAAAAUGACUUGAUUACAGAUUUUCUUUGUCUAAUGUGACAAUAAAUUGAAUAUUUUUUAGAUUUCGAUGUGUUGGUUGGACAAAAAGAAAUCUGAUGACAUAAACUUUAGGAAAUUAUGUCAGGAAUUUUUCAUCGUUUUCUGACAUUUUUUUUUUUUAGACUAAAUCAUUAAUAGAUUAUUGGAGAGAAUAAACCAGCAGAUUAAUCAAUCAUGAAAAUAAACAAGUAAAUAUAUAUUCAUGUGACUUUCAACAUCCUGUAAUGAGCAACAAAGCACAGACACCCUGCAGUUUACUUUAUUAUUGAUCUGGUUUUUAUGUAUUUACAUGACGACCCACUAAACACCUGGCAGAUGUGCAAAAAAAAUAGAUUCUUCGGGCUGCAAAUGUCACCAAAAAUCAGGCAGUUAAAUAAUGUCAAUCUCAUGAUCGCUGUUAUCCAGCCACACAAAUGAAUCUAAACAUUAAAUCUAAGUAAGUAAGAGAGGAAUGAUCCACAUCCUUGAUGAUGCUGAGAGCUGAAAGAGGCACUCUGGACCAUUUUGGAUCCAGCAGCCAAAGUGUUCGGUUUCAGAUGGUUUGUUUGGCCUUGUGUCGGCGGGGGACAUGUUUGCUGUACAUACUUUGCCUGUACGCUGUUCCUUGUAAGAUAAUAGAUGUUCUGUUCUUAGUCCUCUUGUAAAAUAUAGUGUUAUAUUUUCUAUAUGAAGGAGAGGAGGAGAGAUGCUGCUGUGAGUGAUGUGUGGAUCGAUCAGCGGUUCGCUUGUUUUGUUUGGAGAUUCUGCGGCCGUUGGAUUUGUGUGAAAUAAGACCAGCGUGGAGCCCGUUCACGAGUACAACGUCACCUCCUUGUUACUGCUCACUUUCAGCCUUGUGUCCUACAGCUUUAAAAAGGUACUUUUCCUGCAGAUGUUGUGAAAAGCCACCAAUCAGAUGAGAUAAAAUGCUGUUUUGGACUGUGUUUCAUCACCUGUUUUACCUUCUAAUGCAUUUCCAGUGGAGAUGUGUGUAGAUGUGAAGCAGCAUGUGUGUGGAAAAUCCCCUUCAUGCAGAACUGCGAGGGCAGCGUUUUAACAAUCUUGGAGGAUUUCACUUCAAUUUUUUAUAAUCAGUUUUUUACCCAAGACUUUUUUUCCCCCCCUCUUAUCGUGAUGGAAAAUCAUCAGACAGCAUUUGGGACAGUGAGUUUAAUGUGUGUUUAUGCCACCAGCCCAAAAUCAUUCCACUGAAGCUGAUGAGCGUCUGUGUCGGCUGUUUGAAAGCAGCCGCUGCAGCAGAUCCUGCUGGUUUUCAAAUGUUCAGCCCAACUAAUCUGGAUUCAGACAGGCUCCUUCCAUUUCUCUGUUGUACUGUUACUGUAGUAUCGCUGUAACAUAAAUGUUUUCUAAGUUAUUAAAACCAACAUCCCAGGCAUCUCCUCAAAAAACA